Actinia tenebrosa (Australian red waratah sea anemone) is the source of this 582-nucleotide messenger RNA. Its product is annotated as receptor-type tyrosine-protein phosphatase mu. NCBI's taxonomy places the organism in Eukaryota, Metazoa, Cnidaria, Anthozoa, Actiniaria, Actiniidae. Gene Ontology annotation, molecular function: protein binding; protein tyrosine phosphatase activity. Gene Ontology annotation, biological process: protein dephosphorylation. The record is from RefSeq and is a predicted model, not a curated record.
AUAUCAAUUACGUUUGUGUCUUUUAAGCCCCCUCUGCUCCAAUUAAUGUCAAUGGCACCUUGAUACCUGCACAAGGUUCCUUUGAACCACGAGUUGUUAUCACGUGGGAUAGACCAAGUGAACCUAAUGGCAUCAUCAGGAAGUACACCAUCGUAUACUACUACAACAAGGAUACAUCCAAUAGCAAGACAGUCACCAUCAGUGGAUCAGCUAAUCUCACCUACAGUAUCGAUGUUACAACCAGUGGAGUGCUAUCAUUUAAGAUCAGAGCAACUACAAUCAAGGAAGGACCUUAUCAAAUGGGAAACAAUAUAGAAGUACCUUCCGAUCGUAAAGGAAUAUCCCAAAAGAAUACCCAAGGUGGAACUGCCGCAAGUAGCUUGGCAGCAGGACUAGUUGUAGGAAUUAUUCUCAUAAUCUUGUUCCUCGUCUUCCUAUUCUUAAUUUGGAAACGCAAGCGUACCCACCACGGAAACUAUGUGGCUGCAGAGCCAUUACCCCUGGAAGUGGCCAUGGUGGAUGAUUCAUCUUCUUCAGCAACUGGCAACUCCAAUUUCCUACAGGAAACAGCCCCAGAAAUAG